UUUUUUUUCUUGGUGCUGACCUAUAAAGAAUAUUAAAUAUUCAUGGGAGAAGAAAACCAAACAUAUGUGACUGAAUUUGUCUUCCUGGGCCUUUCACAGGAUCCACACACACAAGUCCUGCUCUUCUUCCUUUUUCUGAUCAUCUACCUGCUGACUGUGCUGGGAAAUCUGCUUAUUGUUGUGCUCAUUCACAUAGAUUCCAGGCUCCAUACACCCAUGUACUUUUUCCUUAGAAACUUGUCCUUUGCUGAUCUUUGUUUUUCUACUACUACAGUUCCCCAGGUGCUAGUCCACUUCCUGGUAAAAAGGAAAACCAUUUCAUUUGCUGGAUGCUCAACACAGAUAGCUGUUUUACUUCUGGUUGGGUGCACUGAGUGUGCACUGCUGGCAGUGAUGUCCUAUGACCGGUAUGUAGCUGUCUGCAAGCCCCUGCGCUACACCACCAUCAUGACACAUUGGGUAUGUGCCCAGCUGGCGAUAGGAUCCUGGGCCAGUGGAGCAUUCGUGUCUCUGGUGGACACCACAUUCACGUUGUGUCUGCCCUACCGAAGGAACAAUGUCAUUAACCAUUUUUUUUGUGAACCUCCUGCCCUCCUGAAGCUGGCUUCUGCAGACACCUACAGGACAGAAAUGGCCAUCUUUGCAAUGGGUGUGGCCAUCCUCCUAGCUCCUGUCUCCUUGAUCCUGGUCUCCUACUGGAAUAUCAUCUCCACUGUGAUCCAGAUGCAAUCUGGGGAGGGACGGCUCAAGGCUUUCUCUACCUGUGGCUCCCAUCUCACUGUUGUUGUCCUCUUCUAUGGCUCAGCAAUAUUUGCCUACAUGAGACCGAACUCCAAGAUAAUGAAUGAAAGAGAUACAGUGAUCUCUGUUUUCUAUUCAGCAGUGACACCCAUGCUGAACCCCAUCAUUUAUAGUUUGAGGAACAAGGAUGUCAAAGGGGCUCUCAGGAGGGUGAUUGCAAAAUAG
Messenger RNA from Budorcas taxicolor (takin), 966 nucleotides. RefSeq names its product olfactory receptor 2D3-like. The record is from RefSeq and is a predicted model, not a curated record. Gene Ontology annotation, molecular function: olfactory receptor activity; G protein-coupled receptor activity. Lineage: Eukaryota; Metazoa; Chordata; Mammalia; Artiodactyla; Bovidae. Gene Ontology annotation, cellular component: membrane. The coding region runs from base 43 to 966 and encodes 307 amino acids. The transcript has a single exon. Gene Ontology annotation, biological process: G protein-coupled receptor signaling pathway.